Anopheles aquasalis is the source of this 1176-nucleotide messenger RNA. RefSeq lists its product as uncharacterized. Gene Ontology annotation, biological process: male courtship behavior; chemosensory behavior; sensory perception of taste. The record is from RefSeq and is a predicted model, not a curated record. NCBI's taxonomy places the organism in Eukaryota, Metazoa, Arthropoda, Insecta, Diptera, Culicidae. Gene Ontology annotation, cellular component: axon; membrane; neuronal cell body.
AUGUGGAGAGAUAACAUGAUGUUCUGGGAACGCAUCUGUUGCCCGAAACAAUCGACUAUACCGUUUUGGGUCAUGUUUCUCAGCUUCUUCUUGCUAGAGAUUGUCGUGCUGACGACUUCGCUCAUCGUCAUUCCGUCGACGAUGAAAACCAAUUCGCCCCUGCUGGACAGUGGCUUGCCGGCCAUACUCCGUAUCUCAUCCUGGGGAGCUAUCAUUAAGCUGUCGCACAUGUUUUCCCAGCGCCAUCGUGUAUGGAAAGUGUCGUUCGGAUUGCAACGGUUCGAUAGCAUUUUGCAAAAGCUGGACUUUCGUUUGCACAACGAAGAGAUGAACUAUUGGGUGAUCGUUUGGACUAUUGAAUUACUGUUGGGGACGAUUUGCCUCAACGCAACCGGCAUCAUCUUCGGUGGCAUGAUCUUCAACUACGGCACCCUGAUCCUGCUGAUUGUGCUCAUGAACAUCGCCAAUCUCCCGUACACCAUAUUUUUGAUCUGGUUCAUCGUUGGUGAGUUGUGCGUUUGGUAUCGCAUCAAAAUGCUGUCCACGUUGUUGCAAAAUGGCCGACAAGCAGCGCUGACCAGUGACCGGAAGGAUCACACUAGGUAUAGGAAGCUCGCAAUGGAGAUUAGUAUACUGCACUACGAAUUGUCGACAGUCGUGCAGAAUAUUAACAGCGUUUUCGGUGUCCAGCUCAUGAUGUCACUCUGUGCGUACACAAUUUUGAGUAUUUUUGCCUUAUUCUCCUACUACCGAGCGACCGUCGUCGAUCGUGACCUAGAGACCCACUUUUGUCAACUAAUGAUUUCCUGGGUUAUCUACAACAGUGCCACGGUGUGGCCAGCCAUCUUGUUCGGUGCAUUAGUCUACGGUGGUGCAAACCGAUUUGGCAAAGAGGUACACGCCUUUCUGCGACAAGCGGAAGAUGAACGAGCCCAGAAUCAGUUUUUCACUUUGGCGCAGCAGUUGGAUCAUCGGUCAAUCGCCAUCAAGACGGGUUUGUUUUUCGUCAACUGGCCAGUUUUUGCUUCGGUGAUUGGCUACAUCGCUACCUACAUCGUGAUCUUGAUCCAAUUCGAUAGUAAAGCGAGAGAGAUUAAUGGCAUCAACAAUCUACCGGAGACGAACCCGAAUCACACGACUUUCCCUGAACCUUUCGCUAAUCAAACCGUUUAUUAA